This is a messenger RNA of Rhodamnia argentea, 587 nucleotides long. RefSeq lists its product as uncharacterized. Bases 231 to 587 code for a protein of 118 amino acids. NCBI's taxonomy places the organism in Eukaryota, Viridiplantae, Streptophyta, Magnoliopsida, Myrtales, Myrtaceae. The record is from RefSeq and is a predicted model, not a curated record. The transcript has 4 exons.
UUUAUUUGCAUGUGUUUGCCGAUUCAAUUCUAGCAUUAAACUUGUGUGAUUAAUCGAGCUUCUAGAUUCCAGUUGGCCUGGUUUUUAGUUUGAGAUACUUGGAUUUGGUUGGUGCCAUAAUUGCCCGUGUAUUUGAAGAGGUGAUUGGAGUGGAAAGAGGCAAAAUUGAUUGUGUGAAAUCGAUUUUAGACAUAGAUUCAGGAGCUGAAAUUGAUGAAGAGAGUGAUAACAUGGGAAGUAUGUGGGUUUUGGAUCAGAAGCUUGAUCAGCCCAUGAAUGAGGAGGCUGGUGUGAAGUUAAUGUAUCAAGAUAACAUGUCAAUGGAGGUGGAGGGACUUGAGGAGAUAACUCUGGACACCGAAUUGGGAUUUUCGAGCAAUGAAGGUGGAAAAGAGCCAUCCCCGACCAUGGGUGCGAGUGCGACAAACAAGAUAUGGAUUGUCUUAAUGAGGAUAUUAUCCUCGGUAAUUAAAGCUUAUGGGGUUGAAGUGGAAUUGCUAUAUGAGGUUCUAGAGUACCCCGAAACCGAAUUCGGAACCUGUGACAAGGUAGAUUCUAGGUUCCGGGGUAUAGAUGGUAGGUUCUAG